This is a messenger RNA of Oncorhynchus gorbuscha (pink salmon), 3807 nucleotides long. It is a transcript of the gene cabp7b, whose product is annotated as calcium binding protein 7b. The record is from RefSeq and is a predicted model, not a curated record. The transcript is spliced from 5 exons. Gene Ontology annotation, molecular function: calcium ion binding. Bases 1037 to 1681 code for a protein of 214 amino acids. Lineage: Eukaryota; Metazoa; Chordata; Actinopteri; Salmoniformes; Salmonidae.
GUUCAACCUCAAAGAUCCAUCUGAAGACGCAGUGGGUCGCCCAGGAAAUCCCUUGACAGUUGAAUAUUUUGACUACUCUAGUUCUUAGUUUUGAUGUUAUUUCGUUUUUUUGGUCUUGUUUUAUUUUCAAUUAGAACGUUACAGACGAACAUCUCUUCAAUAGGCUUCCGGUAGAAGCUUUUUCGGGGCUAUUAGUUAGGCUACUUAACAGUUUUAUCGACUGGUCUCCAGAAGUGAAGAUAAAGGAAACGGAAAAGGAAAGUGUGAGGAGACGGAAGGCAAUACAUACCUUGUACAAAACAACGACCUGUAGGAUUUAAACAAAAAAUAUAUGUGUUCAUGUUAAUCCUAUCAAACAGAAAAUAGAAGUCUUCAGUCUAACAAAUAUGAAAUGACAUGCAUUUCAAAGCCAGCGCAGACUUAAACUGCUCUCGAAUUGGUUUUGUAGUUGACACGUUUUUUUUAUAUAUCUCAUUUUAGUUUAUAUUUUUGUAUCAUUAUUUUAUUCCCAUAUAUGCGGAAUAAAAUAUUUACAUUUACAUUUAAGUCAUUUAGCAGACGCUCUUAUCCAGAGCGACUUAUAUCUUGCAAUGUGCGGAUUAAAAUAGUUGGUUUUGAUGUAAACAAAGAAAUUUGCUAAGUUUAUUUGAGACAAUAAAAUAGAUAGAAUUACGACCAAAAAUAAAGUUUCAGCAAUAUAUCUAGUAGGCCUACUUGUGUCCUUCGGUAAUUGUAAUGCAAAGUUGAUGUGACAUAUAGGCUACACAUGCACUCUUGAUGUAUAGGCAUUACAUGCAUUGAAGACAAAAGCAGAGACACCUGCCACUUUGUCCGGGACUUCGCGAGCUUCGAAUCCGACACUGUUUUCUCCACAGGCUACACCAAAAAACAAUAACGGUCAAGUGACAGAACCUGAACAGAGAUCUUUUUUUCCGGUUGCAAAAUGUUGUUCUCCAAAGUGGACUAUAGCAAAGUUUCGGUCAGCAAACUACAGUGAGCUAUAUGAAGAUCGAGACACAGAUUUUCUCUCGCAGAAAUGCCAGUGCGAAUGCCAGUGCGAACCACAAGGUUCAUGUACAAGGGAAAUUGCACUAUUCCAGAUAUCCUAUCAUACCGGACCCCCAUUAACCUGCCCGAGGAUGAGGUGGAAGAGAUCCGUGAGGCCUUCAAGGUGUUUGACCGAGAUGGAAACGGAUACAUCUCAAAGCAGGAGUUGGGGGUGGCUAUGCGGUCACUGGGAUACAUGCCCAAUGAGGUGGAGCUGGAGAUUAUUAUCCAAAGGCUGGACAUGGAUGGUGAUGGCCAGGUUGACUUCGAGGAAUUUGUUGCACUGCUUGGACCUAAACUUAUUGCUGCUGGGAUGCCUGAUAAAUUCCAUGGGGCGGAUUUUGACUCAGUAUUUUGGAAGUGUGACAUGUCGAAGCUGACAGUGGAUGAGCUGAAGAGGCUACUGUAUGACACCUUCUGUGACCACCUCACCAUGAAAGACAUUGAGAACAUCAUCAUGACCGAAGAGAGCCACCUGGACAGUCAAGCGUGCCAAGUGGACAUUGACACCAGCCCAACACAACAGAAGCACACAUGUGUGCGGAAGAGCCUGAUUUGUGCCUUCGCCUUUGCAUUUAUCAUCAGCGUAAUGCUUAUUGCAGCUAACCAGAUGCUUCGUAGAGGUAUGAAGUAGAACGCCCCGUCCUCCACUACCAGAAGGGUUGUUUCCUUUGUUAUCCUUUCACACUCAACCCAGUGACUAAGCAUAGACAAAUUGAACUGAUAGAUAGGAACCAGAGACAUAUAUUUAAUGACCAUUCUGUCCUGAGAUCCAUUUAGAGCCAAAACACAGACUGAACACCCUGAUACCAAAACUGUCAACUGGACUAAUGGUUAUAGGCCAGGAACCUGAGGAACAAAAUGUCUUGUUUACCCUUCACCAUUACUUUCAGAUGUCCUGAAGGUUACCACCAAACACACUGUAUCAUACACAAAAAGAAAGAACAAAUACUAAGCAAUUAUACAAUCUCUUUGAUUCAACUCACCAUAAUGUUGCCCUAUACCAUUCACAAGGUAAUUUAUUAGCCUUCUAUUUCCUAUGAGAUAAAUGAGUAAAGCUGUAGUGUCUGUGCUCUAUUGCUAACCAUGUUGUCUGAAACAUAUCGACAUUACGAGUGUAUAUCAUGUGGCAUUACAGCCUGCCCUUGCAAAGCACGUAGCCAACGGCAUUUUUUUUCCCUACAUACAUUUGUAUUCAACAGCACAUAAAGAACAGGCACAGUACAUACACAACAUAACUCUGCAGUACCAACGGCAGUUUCUAAAGAAAGUAUCCUACCUGUUGUAGAGAAGGAAUUUAGAGAUGUGGAGAUAUCAUUUGGGGAAUUUAGAGAUGUGGAGAUAUCAUUUGGGGAAUUUAGAGAUAUCAUUUGUGGAAUUUUGUAGACACAGAUAAUAAUAGUUAUCAUCAGCAAACCUGAGAUGCAUCUGCCAAUCUCUAUCUCUUGAGUCACUGUUCCGAUUGCUGGCUCACCCCAAUUCAGCACAUGUACAUGUAAAUAAUACCACGUAGUAUGAUUUGUGUACUUCCUCUGUGGUGUUUACCUUCAAAGUCAGAUGUAUUUAUUGAAAUGAUUAUGCAAAUGAUAGUAAUUAUUGCAAAAAAGUACACCGUAGAUUAACGUUUUGUGUAAAUAUUUCUAUUCUGCGAAUGUGGAGACAGUUUCAAAGGACAUUUAAACAUAUUUUUCGAUUGGCUUCUGACAUGGUCCACCAAAAACAACAUUAAGCUAUUGUUUAGAUGGUUCUAUUUUCUUUAUAGAAGAAGAGAUACUUUAUAUCAAAGAUCAAGAUAUCAAGAAUGCAAACAUAUACUUUUUUUUUUUAAAUGCGGGUUCUUAUGUAUGAUUCCCAGGUUUACUGAAACAUCAGUCUAACACAUUUAGUAACCUGCUAAUUGCCAUGUACUUAAAUUUGACAUUUUGCUCUUUUGUCAUAAUUCUUUUUUAGAAAUCUAUGUUGUCUCCUUAUCAUAUAUGAAGAAUUUAACUAUCAUUUUAAUGAAAUGCUAUAUAUAUUCUCUUGCUCUUUUUAUCACAAGCUGAAUCAAGUCUGUAUCAUACCAGAAAAUAGUAUACUAACUAAUGAAAAAGAACAGGGCUUGCAAUAGUCUACCUUGAUGAGGGUGACAAAAUGUUGCUCGGUUAUCUGUUCAUAUAUGAGAAAUAACUAUUUGACAUUAUAUGGAUUUGCGCAAAUGUGAAAUAGCCAGUGUAAUAGACAAUACAUACAAAAAUAGCAAAGCAAUGAUAUUGUAUAUGACCGAUGUUACAUUGCAUUAACGAGGAGAUAUAUGUUAAUGUACAGUUUGUUGAGAGUGAUCUGAUGUUUUCUCAUAUCCCUCAAUGUGUUGUCAUAUGAAGCAGUUUUGUUCUCUAUAUGUGACUGUGAUCUUCAUCAAGUCAAACAUAGUGCAGCUCUGAUACUUUGUGCCAAACGCGGGGGGAAAUGCACAUAUCAAUCAUUUCAGAAUAACAUGUUUUAGGGAUCGAAUAUCCUUGAUAGAAACAUAACUUGCAAACAAAUGCAUUUCUUAUCCGAAAGAAAUGUCUUGCAAAUAAAAACUAACGCAAUAUACUGUAUACUGUAUGGACAUGGUGUAUAGAAAUGACCUCUCAUGUGAACCUUCAAGUGUCCUCGCACUGUCUGUUGUUGCCUUUGGUUGAACGUUCCAAGGCCUUCUUUCGGCAUCAGUAAUCUCACCCUAUGCACGGUAACUGCACAUGGGUACCCUUCACCACAUCAAAUAUACAUUUAUAA